AUCCAGGUCCAGCCACUGUUUACCCUGCAGUCAGGCUAUGACAUCAGAGCGAGGACUUUAUAAAAGUGCAUGUGCGCGGAGCCAGGCAGUGAGAAAACAGUAACACAAGUAGAAAAUCUCAUUGUGGUGGAACACAUAGCAGAACAUGAUGGACAACAUACAGAGAGACAGAAAAAACCUUAUGGCGUGGGCACUUCUGUUUUACCUGGGCUCACAGGUGUGCUGUCAGCAGUGUGGGGGCCCUUGUCAGUGCCAAAGCUCAGUGCCAGCCUGCCCAGAAGGCGUUCCUCUCGUUCUUGAUGGGUGCCAGUGCUGUCAGGUGUGUGCGCGGCAGCAGGGUGAGGCCUGCAGUGAGCUGUAUCCGUGUGACAGUCAGCGCGGCCUGCAGUGUGACUAUAGUGCCAGCUUCCCUGAAGAGCCAGGAGAGUGUGUCAGUCAGAAGGAGCUGGGCUGUGAGCACAAUGGAGUCUCCUAUCAGGAAGGCCAGGUAUUUCAGCCCUCGUGCGCUCUUCAGUGUCACUGUUCAGGUGGAGGGGUGACCUGCGUGCCCCGCUGCAGUGAGGAUGUUCUCCUGCCCACCCCAGACUGCCCUCAUCCUCGAAGAGUUCAACAACCAGGAAAAUGCUGUAAAGAGUGGGUGUGUGAAAAUAUGGACAACACAGUGCUUCAGGACGCUCACAGAGCUUCGGGAAGCGAUCAGACAAUGCCUGCAGACUCUGCAUACCAAACCAGACCCGGUUUAAACUGCAUAGACCAGAGCUCAGAGUGGAGCGCUUGCUCGCACACCUGCGGGCCUGGGAUAUCCACACGGGUGUCCAAUCAAAACCCGGCCUGUCGUCUGGAGAUGCAGAUGCGCUUGUGUACGAUCCGACCCUGUCAGCCUGUUCUCCAGAGAAACCCACAGUGGUCAAGGAGGAAAUGUCAACCCAGCUACAGGUCAGCAACUCCAGUGAGGCUUUUCCACCAGGGCUGCUAUAGUGCACAGUUCUACAGGCCCCGUUAUUGUGGCUCUUGUAAGGACAAGCGUUGCUGUACUCCUUACCACACUGGCACGACUCUGGUCACUUUCCGCUGUCCUGGAGGAAGACAGCGCAAACAUGCUGUCAUGACCAUAAACUCCUGCAUCUGCCAUUACAACUGCCCCUAUUCAUCUGGAACGGCAUAUAGAGGGACACCCUUCUGGGGUUAGAAGCUGACUCUCUUAUAGGUUGACUUUGGAUGUAGUAGCUUCAUAUCGGAUGCUCUGAGUUUAAAAGGUGCUAUUACAUGCACCUAAAUCAACAUUUGACAAAAAAAGAGCCCUAAAGAGCACAUAAGCCAUUUAAUAACAAUGUUUGUUUUUUUUCAGGACAUUGUCUUAAGACGACAGGUGUCUGUGCUGGCAUCUUUGGUGCAACUAAAAUAGUUUUUGAGUAUAGGUUCUGCUAGAAAUUUCUCUCUCUUGUUUCUAUUUGGUUUACACAGUGGCAGCUGUUUUACUCUGAAAAAACCCCAAAAAACUUUACACUUGAAAAAUAUCCACAAAUUCUGUAUCUUUGUCAGUUUUGUGCUUAUUGUUAGACAACUGCUGGCUGGAAUUUUAAAGCUAGUAGCUCACAAAAGAUGAAAAUAAUGUAAAAUCUAAAUCUAAUGGGGUUUUUUUUUUUUAAAAAAAGGCAAAGAAACGUCCCGACGUAUUUGAAAUUUACCCAAAAUAACAUUGCACAUAAAUGCAGGAGAAUUGCUUAUAUGCUGUGUGAAAUUAAGACAGUUACAUUUAUUAUGUAUUUUAUAGUUAAAUGUGGCAUGCUCACCUGUAACGAAGGAAGGCUUUUAUUUGAAGACUGACACUAACUGUAUUUUAGUGUUUACCAAUUUCAAGCAAAAGGCUUGACUGUGUAUAUAUGUAAAUACUUGUUUAUGUUUGUAUGUUUGUCAUUAAUAGCCUACAGGAAUUGUAAUAUUUGUGUUCAUUUGAAAUUUUGCACUGUCAUUUACCACCUCACAACCUUGCAGUCAAAAGUUAACAGCAUUUGUCAGACCUUAUGCAAACAGAUUUUAAAAAUCUCAGUAAGA
Puntigrus tetrazona (Sumatra barb) is the source of this 2055-nucleotide messenger RNA. It is a transcript of the gene ccn5, whose product is annotated as cellular communication network factor 5. Gene Ontology annotation, biological process: signal transduction; cell adhesion. NCBI's taxonomy places the organism in Eukaryota, Metazoa, Chordata, Actinopteri, Cypriniformes, Cyprinidae. Gene Ontology annotation, cellular component: extracellular matrix; extracellular region. The record is from RefSeq and is a predicted model, not a curated record. Gene Ontology annotation, molecular function: integrin binding; heparin binding. The transcript is spliced from 5 exons. The coding region runs from base 146 to 1189 and encodes 347 amino acids.